GCUGGUUAAGUUUCAGUUUUGUUUCCUCACAGGCUUGCACUCACUGUCUGUGGCGCGCUUUCUUUACAAGCCUGCUAUUUGUAUUCUUCUCUGAAUAAUAGCGUUCUGUUAUGGCUUCCAUCGUGUCUUCCCUGGACAGUGAGAAGGAGCUGAGGCUGCAGAGGUUUUUCUCCAGUCCUGUUCGUUUUCAUCUUCUGUACAAGAGCAGUCAUCAUGGAGCCACCGUCAGUCAGCUCCUCUCCAGUUUCGACACAUCUGGCAAAUUUUUACUUGCAGUGUUUCUGCAGUCAGGGUCAGUCAGAGGAGCUUUCAUGAGUAAAUCCCUGAAAUAUGGAUCUGAGUUCUCCGACACUGAGGCAUUUGUGUUUGAAAUGGAUGAACACAGUGCCGAACAGUUCCUGGUGAUAAACCCAGCCAAAGCUGUCGAGGUUUCAAACAUUCAAAACACUGGGUACCGCAAAAGUUUGCACGCUACAAACCUGCAGACUGCAAGUAUUUCUUUUGGAAACUGCAUUACCUUACACUCUGAUAACAGCCGCAUGUAUGUGAGCUUCUGCACAGAUGUGACUUAUGGUACAACAUGGCCGCAGGAGAGCAACAUUUGCUGUGUGGACGUGGAGCUGCACCGUGUCCAAGAUGUGGUUAGUUUUUUACCUACUCCUUGGAGAGAAGUGUCCUGGACAGAUACGACAAGGGAAAGCCUAAGGCAGGAAUUUGUCUCUUACAAGCUGCCGUCGAAGUAUCCGGUGUCACGGGUGAAGGUUUUGCUUUUGGGCCCUGUGAGUUCUGGGAAGUCCUGCUUCAUCAACUCCAUCAGAUCCACCAUGUACAAGCGGAUUGUUCAUCUGCCCAACGUCGGCACAGCAGUAAACGGGUUCACCAAGAAGCUGAAUAUCUAUAAUAUCCUUGGAGAGAAAGGAGGUUCUCCCACUGUUUUGAGUCUCUUUGAUGUGAUGGCAAUAGGAGAUGAUGACUCUACUGGUCUCUCUUUCUCCGAUGCACUGGCUGUCAUCAAAGGCCACGUCCCAAAAGGAUACAAGUUCCAGCCUGAUGUUCCAGUCACUGAUGCAGUAAGUGGCUACAAAGCAAAUCCUUCCCUAAAUGAGCAGGUUCACUGCGUCCUCUUCGUGCUUGAUGCCUUCAAAUUGACAUCAUACCCCAGCAGCCUGAAGUCCACACUUAGGAAGCUGAACACCACCAUAUCAGACCUGGGAAUCCCUCAGCUGAUUUUGCUCACUCAUGUGGACCAGGUGUGUCCAGCAGUACAGGAGGACUUGAAGUAUGUCUACUCCAGUCGAACUGUGCAGGAUAAGAUGCAGAAAGCAGCCGAGUUGGUGGGAUUGCCAUUGUCCUACGUGCUGCCAGUGAAAAACUACAUUGCCCAGCUGACAGUGGACUACAAGACUGACAUCCUGCUCCUGAGUGUGGUUAUGUCCAUCCUACAGUCUGUGGAUGACACACUCGAGGACCAGUAUCCCUCUACACCAACUUGUAGCCCUGUAGACUUGAAUCAGGAGGAAAAAAAUGUGGUCAGCAUAUAGGCUUUUAUGUCGAUAAGAUACAGUAAACAGUUAACAAUACAUAUAUCAACAUUUCAUUCAUUUAUAUCACUUAUAUAUAAUUAUGUAUUUUAUUUUAUAGUCUACAAUCAGUCCUGGCAUUGUUGAAAAAUUUACAUUGUGGGAACAUAACUGUAUUCAUUACUGAAUUCAUGAUUUUUAUUUUGACAUAUAGGUUUUUUUUUUUUGUUACCUUCCUGGUCCUUUCUUCAAUCAUUUAUUGGUUUGUUUCACUAAUAUGCUCAUCUGCUUCCUAUUAACUCUCAUUUGUCUCCGUGUAUAUAUACCAGCUCAUGUUCCAGUGUUCUUUGUGAGUAUUCGAUGGCAAAUACCAUUUCAUUUUGAUUUCGAAAGAUUAUUUUUUUCUUUUUGAUUGUUGUGAUAAACUGUGCUAACACUGGAGACCUCUUCCAUAAAUGUUAAAUAAACAUAAUAUCAACAAUUAUACAAUUUCCUUUGUUAAAUUAGAGCACUGUUUUUUUUUAAUUUAUUACUAGCCUUAAAUCAUGUAGAUCAUCAGCUAUACAAGUUCUUCUGUACGUCGUUACUACAGAAGCGAAAAUAAUACGGGCGCAUCAAUAUAAACCUGUGAUUCACUAUUGUCAGAGCUGCUGUUGAAAAUGAAUCAACACUUUAAUAACAGAACAGAGAUUUCAGCAUUUCUUUGGUAUAAGUAGUAACACUGAGCCGCAUGUGCUGUGGAAGCUGAUCUGUUUGAGCAGAAUGUACAGAUUAGGAGGUAAGCAAGCUGGACAGACUAAAAGAUUUAAGCCCUGCUGCAUCACUCUCUUUAGGUAGAGAUGAAAUGAGGACUAAAUCCCACUGGCACCUCUAUCAGCAAGUAGUCGAACGGCAUUGUGGGUAAAUGCAUAAAAAUGUUAACCAAAGUGAAAAUAAAUCAAAAUGUCGAUGAAGGAAGUUUAAACGAAAUUAAUCUGUUUAUCAUUGAUGCCAUUAAAAAUCACAUGUUGAUUAUAAAGAUUAAUAUGCAAGUUAUUCAGGGUGGAUUUUCCCUUUAAUGGCUCAGGAUGGUGAGCCAUAUAGCUGUCCUCAGUGCACUUUGCUUUGAAAUUAGGGCAUGAAAACAAAAAAAUAGGCAACAGAAUACACCCAAAACUACUAUUCAGAAAGCAAAGUCUUUGUUAUCAAGUGUUUUUAACAAGAAAGCACCAGUAGGUGGAAACAUUCACAUGCUGCAUCCAUUGAAAAAAUGCUUUGACUGUUAAGAAUUCAGAGACUGUUAGGAGACUUAACAGCUAGAAUGUGCUCUGUGGUCUGACUUAAGAUAAAAAUCAGAAAAAAAGUAACCAAUGCUCAAAUGCUUAGAUUACGCUGACAUUUUAAAUGGCAAGACUGUGGGAUUAUCACUACUUCUGUAGUGUUUUUUUCAGUCACUCUGUUUGUCCUUCAACCACAAUACAUUAUAUAUUUAAGUCCUUAAAUAUAUAUUGUAUUUUUUGCUGUAAGUAGCCACUAUGACAUGGUGAUUCUUCCGCCA
This is a messenger RNA of Pangasianodon hypophthalmus (striped catfish), 3057 nucleotides long. RefSeq names its product interferon-induced protein 44. The transcript is spliced from 7 exons. NCBI's taxonomy places the organism in Eukaryota, Metazoa, Chordata, Actinopteri, Siluriformes, Pangasiidae. Bases 111 to 1541 code for a protein of 476 amino acids. The record is from RefSeq and is a predicted model, not a curated record.